AUGUCUGACGGAGUCCUCGAUCAAACUAGGCUACGCACAAACGGUAUCCUACAUAAGCUGGGAUACAUACAAAGCAAGGCCCACGCCGGUUCUCCGCGACCAUCGACGAGGAUGCCCGUCCAGCAGCACGUCCUCAACUGGCUAUACAGCGUCCUCACCAGCGAGUACCACGAUGUGAAUCGAACGUACAACGAUGUCGCCCAAGCCCUCGCUCAGUAUCCCUCCCUAGCGCCUCGCACAGACGUUCACACGUUUCCCAAUGGCUACAGCGCGUUGCUCCUUCAUCUAUCCGGAACACUUCCCGUGAACUUUCGAGGGAACAUUUACAGGUUUCCUGUGUCCGUCUGGGUGCCCCAUGCAUACCCACGAGAGCCACCGAUAAUCUAUGUCACGCCGACGGGGAACAUGGUGAUUCGACCAGGACAACAUAUAGAUCCCCAAGGCCAAGUUUAUCAUCCAUAUCUGGUCGGUUGGGCUGAGUAUUGGGAUAAAUCGACAGUGCGAGACUUGCUUGCCCUUCUCUGUGACGUGUUUGCGAAGGAGCCCCCCGUCAUCGCUCGUCAGCCACCGAGGCAGACUCAACAUCCCCAGCCAGUACAAUCGCCGCCUCCUGUUCCGCCUUUACCUUCCCAGGUUGCCUCUAGAUCAGCCAGUCACGAGCAGCCCCGUCCGCCUCCCCCGCCGCCAAAAAUGACCCCUCAAGAGGGCCAGCAACCGUUCUACACCGGGUCACCCCUACCACAAACCCCAGGCCUGCACCAGGCACAACCGCUCAACCAGUUGCCCUCACGUCCCCUCUCAAGCACCAUGUCACCAUUUGUCGGCUCCCUCGGACAUGGAACGCACUAUCCUCAGCCGUCAAACGCAGCGAAUGCUGCUAGCCAUGGGCAAUGGCAGCAGCCUGGAUACCAGGCCGGAUAUCAGCAGCCAACAGCAACAUCACAACAGGGGGGCAUGGAAGCAAGUUGGAACAGAGAAUCCAGUGCUCCUCAGCCACAGAAUAGCUCGGCCCAACCCCCUCCCGAUCUCCUUGAUGAACCUUUGACCUUGGAACUUCCAGGCCAAUCCUCUGUGGCACCUCCUCCUAUCCCCCCCAAUCCUGAGAAAGAUGCUUUGUUGAGCCAGCUGGCUCAAACUCUGGCAUUAAUGAGGCAACAUAACCGUCAGCAGAACGAGUCUAGCAUGGCAGGGCUCCAGGCGCAGCGGAACGCUAUGCUAUCUGUGCUACCAGCUAUGCAAUCGGAGAUGGGUCAGCUGACACAGCUGUCCAACGUGCUCACGUCCAACACGGCCAUACUGCACGAGGCAUUGAACAGGGCAGAUGGUGUCAUUGAGGGAUCGAAGAGUCAUCCAGCGCCGAAUAUUGACGAACUACUGGUCGCGCCAACAAUCGUGGCCAAUCAGCUGUAUCUCCUUGUGGCGGAAGAGAGGGCUCUUGGCGAUGCUGUUUUCAUGCUUGGCCGCGCCGUAGAAAGAGGACGUAUAACGCCAGCCGUAUUUGCUAAGAUGACACGUUCCCUUGCUCGCGAGUGGUACUUCAAGAGUGCCUUGGUACGCAAGAUCGCUCUGGGCAUGGGUCUCUGGGCGUGA
Geosmithia morbida is the source of this 1590-nucleotide messenger RNA. Its product is annotated as ESCRT-I complex subunit TSG101. Gene Ontology annotation, cellular component: ESCRT I complex. Gene Ontology annotation, biological process: endosome to lysosome transport; protein transport; protein modification process. Gene Ontology annotation, molecular function: ubiquitin binding. The transcript is spliced from 5 exons. The record is from RefSeq and is a predicted model, not a curated record. Bases 1 to 1590 code for a protein of 529 amino acids. NCBI's taxonomy places the organism in Eukaryota, Fungi, Ascomycota, Sordariomycetes, Hypocreales, Bionectriaceae.